AUGAGCUUAGAAGAAGGGGCUGCUGAAGUCUCUGAAGAUGAUGCUGAAGUCUCUGAAGAAGAGGCUGCUGAAGAAGAGGCUGCUGAAGUCUCUGAAGAUGAGGCUCCUGAAGAAGAAGAAGAAGAGGCUGCUGAAGAAGAAGCAGAAGAAGCUGCCAAAGUUACUAAAGAAGAGGCUGCUGAAGUCUCUGAAGAUAAGGCUACUAAAGUCUCUAAAGAAGAGGCUGCUGAAGUCUCUGAAGAAGAGGCUGCCGAAGUCUCUGAAGAUAAGGCUGAAGUCUCUGAAGAAGAGGCUGCUGAAGAUAAGGCUACUGAAGUCUCUGAAGAUGAGGCUGCUGAAGAAGAAGA
Fusarium subglutinans is the source of this 347-nucleotide messenger RNA. RefSeq lists its product as uncharacterized. The transcript is spliced from 2 exons. NCBI's taxonomy places the organism in Eukaryota, Fungi, Ascomycota, Sordariomycetes, Hypocreales, Nectriaceae. The record is from RefSeq and is a predicted model, not a curated record. The annotation marks the transcript as partial.